This is a messenger RNA of Prinia subflava (tawny-flanked prinia), 1487 nucleotides long. It is a transcript of the gene GPX3, whose product is annotated as glutathione peroxidase 3. The transcript is spliced from 5 exons. Gene Ontology annotation, biological process: response to oxidative stress. Gene Ontology annotation, molecular function: glutathione peroxidase activity. The record is from RefSeq and is a predicted model, not a curated record. Lineage: Eukaryota; Metazoa; Chordata; Aves; Passeriformes; Cisticolidae.
ACAAACCCUUGGCACAUGCCGCUGCCCCGUGUCCCCAUGGGUGCCCUGGGUCCCCGCCAGGCCGUGGUGCCACCCCCGGGCGGUGUCCGUCCGUGCGUCCGUGUGUCCGUCCCAGAGCCCACACGGUUAACGCGGCCCGGGCCCGGCCCCCCCCGGCCAUUGGCUCUCCCACCGCAGCCCCGCAGCUAUUUCUUGGCCGCCGGGCCCGGAGGUGACAGCAGGCGACAGCGGCGCUCGCCCUGCCCGCUCGCUCCGGGCUCUCGGGGGGUGCCGGCACCCCGCCCCCCGCGCCCCGCCAUGGGGGGCUGCCCCCGCAGCGGCUGGGUUCUGCCCCUUGUCUUGGCUGGGCUCGUCCAGCUGGGGCGAAGUGAGGAGUUGGAGAAGGUGGAUUGCUACCCGUCGGUGAAUGGCACCAUCUACAGCUACAGGGCUGUGUCCCUCGAUGGGGACGAGUACAUCCCCUUUGAGAGGUACAAGGGGAAGACAGUGCUCUUCGUCAACGUAGCCACAUACUGAGGCUUGACCCACCAGUAUGUUGAACUGAAUGCACUACAAGAUGAGCUGAGAAGCCAGGAUGUCGUGAUCCUUGGCUUCCCCUGCAACCAGUUUGGGAAGCAGGAACCUGGCCAGAACUCAGAGAUCCUCCCUGCGCUGAAGCAUGUCCGGCCAGGAGGUGGCUUUGUUCCCAACUUCCAGCUGUUCAAGAAAGGGGACGUGAACGGGGCCAAUGAGCAGAAGAUCUUCACCUUCCUGAAGAACGCCUGUCCCCCGGUGGCGGAGGAGUUUGGGAACCCCAACAAGCUCUUCUGGGAGCCUCUGCGGAACCAUGACAUCAAGUGGAACUUUGAGAAGUUCCUGGUGAGCCCCGAGGGCGUGCCCGUCAUGCGCUGGUACCAUCGCACCAACAUCGCUGCCGUGAAGAAUCACGUCACCACCUUCCUGAGGCUGCGGCAGCAGAACCAAAAUUAACAGCAGGACCAGCAGCACCUUGGGCCGCUGGCUUAAGGCCAGCAUCUUCCCAUUCCACUCCCUCCCCAGAUGUUCCCCAGCAGCAGAAAUCACGCUCUGUCCCCUCCAUUGCUCCCGUCUCUGGCACCCCCCAAGUCAGGAUGCUGGGCUGGGCAACCUUGUGGCAGAGACCUCAGCGAUGGCAGUGGGAUACUUCCAAUACCCCUGUCCCACCUCCACCCCUGGUGGUGACAUCUCCUGGCCUCCAGCUUGCUCCCUCCUCUCCACCAUCCCAGGCAGUGGGAGGAUGCAGGGGCUGGCUGUCCCUGGAGCAGGAGACCACAUCUCCAUGAAGGCUCAGCCCGAAAGCCCCUGGUUGGGGCGGGCUUGGCCUGACCGUGCCGAGCACGGAGUAGCUCUUCAGUGCAUUCAGGCUGCCCGUGGUCCUGGCACACAGAUGUGCUGCUCUCCUGGUCAGGGGUAGCCAGCCCCUCACCACCCACCACAGACACACCAAAUAAAGGCUCUGCAAAUGUGAA